CGUUUCUUCUUCAGUUUAUCAGAGAACUUGGCGGUAUGUAGACGUGAAGCUCGCGUGGUUGCGGAAUUGUUAUUUUCCUGCCCAAAAAUUUAUAAGUAUAUCAGUCUGACGAAGGGAGAAAAAGCUCCAGGAUUCAGAGGAAAGCUCACAAAAUUGUUUCGUGCUAUUUGGUAAUCAGUGAAAUAAACGGAAGAGGAAAAACGGUGACCAAGAGAAAGGAGUUCACCGUCUUUCUAAAGUGUUUUGUGGGAAUUUCCUCGAAAAUACCCGCGAUAUGUAUACUUUCGUGUGCAAUGUAAAAUUAUAUUAAUUGGUGUAUGUGUGCAUGGAAAAAAAAGUUGGAAUUCAGUGCUAUAAUUGCGAGGGAUUUUGCAUGAUAGUUUGUGGAUGUUAUAACAAAUAUCCCAAAGUGAUUUGUUUGUGAGCAUUAGUUGGGAUUAUCGCUGAAAAACAAUAUUUUGAGCUCGAUAGAAAAUUUUAAAUAAAUCCAAGUGGAAGUUUGUUUUAACUAAAGUGAGUAAAAGCCGGUGUGUGAGUGAGAGGACAAAAUAUCCGGACAAAUAUCUCUUACACCGCCGAAGCAUUUAUAUACAAGUGAGCAAACGACCAACAAAGCAAAAGGUUUUACUUGAAAGUUGUUCAGAAAGUCGAAAAUGGAAGUUGCAACUUAUGGAUUUGCCACCAAAUAUGCCGACAGGAUGUCAUCUUAUUAGGCGUCGCAAGAGUGGUUAAUUGAGGAGAGACAUCACACGGAAGAAAAUGCUCUUGCAGUCCGGACAAUUCGGUGGUGUAGAGCAGCAAAGAAAUGGAACGUCGUCGGAAAAGGCGCAAGCAGCAGCUCUUCCGGUCCCACAUCAAUCUCUCGAAGUGUCCAAGCAGUUGGACAAUAUUCAGGACAACCUUGGCGAAGGAUGGACGGUGCAUCUGGCCAAAGAUGGACGACUUUACUACUGCAAUCACAUAACACGAACUGCCGGGUGGCUGCCGCCAGCUGAGAGUUGGGGUGGUGAAGAGGAAUUGCCCUAUGGCUGGGAAAAGGCGCUUGAUGAGAAGGGACGACCAUACUAUAUCAAUCACUGCAAUAAGACAACCACAUACGAAGCACCGGAUUACUAUCGAUGCGAUGAGCCGCCACCACCCCCUGAACCCCGCCUUGUUAUCCUCCAGCGAAGUCCUACGAUGGGAUUUGGCUUUGUGGCAGGGAGCGAAAAGCCAGUCAUUGUGAGGUUCGUCACAGAAGGAGGUCCUAGUGUAAAUAAGCUGGAGCCUGGUGACCAGAUACUCGCCGUGAAUGGUGAGGAUGUGAAAGAUGCACCACGGGACCGUGUUAUUCAGCUGGUGAGAUCAUGCGAGAGUCAAGUGACGCUUCUGGUGACUCAGCCACCCGUGAAUGGAGCCACAGGGAGAAAAUCCACCCUGCUGUCUGCUGGGAAAAAAGCCAAAUUGCGAACACGUCCCAGCCGUGUUCGUUUUGCAGAGAGCGUCUGUGUAAAUGGAGCACCACUAUUUCCGCCAUCAGCAUUUUCACUUGGCGAUCUCUGUGUCCCUCCAAUGGCUAACGUGCUGAAGGUUUUCCUGGAGAAUGGUCAGACGAAAUCAUUCAAAUAUGACGCAACGACCACAGUUCAGGACGUCGUUACAUCGCUGAGGGACAAAUUGUGCUUGAGUUCCGGUGAACAUUUCAGUUUGGUGCUGGAGCAUGUUAAGAGUUUGAAGAGGAACAAAUUGACAUUGCUGGAUCCGCAGGAGACCCUUGUUCGGAUUGCUGCGCGUCCUGGUGCACACAAACUUCGAUGCCUCUUCCGGGUAACUUUUGUUCCGGUGUCAGCUGCAGCAUUGGCACAGAGGGACCUCAACUCACUUGAUUACCUCUUCAUGCAGUGCUGCAAUGAUGUGACACAGGAGCGAUUUGCUCCAGAACUUCAACCGGAUGUGGCACUACGGUUAGCGGCACUCCAUAUGCACCAACACGCCCUAGCCAAUAAUAUCUCACCAGCGAAAUUGACUGUUAAAACCGUAGAACGAGAAUUUGGACUGGAACGUUUUGUGCCUACAUCGCUCAUUGAGGGUAUGAAGAGGAAAGAACUUCGACGGCUCAUAAGUCACUUCCUCAAGCUCAAUACCCAAAUGACGGGUUCGUCGAAGAUGCUAACGCAGCUCCAGGCAAAGCUUCACUAUCUCGACAUUAUAUCCGGCCUGCCCAGCUAUGGGGCAAAAUGCUUCAGCACAAAUCAACGUGAUGGUGUUGAGCGUGUUCUUCUAGUCAGUCCACGGUUUGGUCUUAGCCAAAUUGCCGGCGUAAGGAAUUCCGUGCCACAGCCCAUUUGCAAUCUCGAAGAGCUAAUAAGGGUGAUUGUAAGCAGAGAAGAUGACAUCUCAUACUCUGUGGUUGUUUUCAUGGAACCCGAUCGUCUUGUUACGUUCCUCAUGGAAGAUCGGGAUGCUAUAGAAUUUGCCCUUGUUCUCGCUGGGUACUACCGUCUAGCUGCUGGAAAAGAACUCAAUUUGGAGAUGGAGCGAGAAAUUGUUAUUGAGGACAUUGCUCCACCCUAUCUGUCCCAGCAUUCGGUUGUACCAGCAUAUUGGAGCUACCUUCCCACAUCACCUGGUAGAACGUACAGCAUGGCCUUUUCUAUGCCACCACCCUAUCAUUCCACAAAGAUCAUUAGCGCUGCCUUGAAGGUGGGUGAGCAUCCGAGCAAUUGCGAUCGCAACAUGAAUAGCACCCUGUCGAAUAACAAUCACAAAACCCCACAAAUUGGUGAGGAUGAAUUUGGAUUUGAUCUACACAGCGUCAUGGCGAUGGAGAUCCUUGAAGAUACGGGCAAAACCAAUGGGUAUCAUGGGUUAGUUGAGGCUCGCAAUGAGGAAGUCAUGAGGAGAGUUGCAGAAAUGCAAAAAAUGGUUGAAACAUCCGAACGCUACCUCAGUGAACAAGGUGAAAUGCUCAAUGAUCAGGAAUCCAACGCCAGCCUCAGGCUUCCAUGGCGACAGACUAGUGUCGAUCUUGACAGUGAUUGCGAUAGCAUGAACAGCAGUAAGUUAUCGUCGAAUGAAGAUACAGCUCCGGCUCCACUAAAACACAGUGAUUCUCUAAUUCUACUUGCUGAAUGUAUUAGCCAAGAUCUCACGGGAAUCACGAAUGACUUGAACUCCAUAUGUGGUUCACCAUUUUCCGAGAUGAAUGGCAAAACACAGCAAGGUACCCCAAAAGUACAGCGCCGAAUGCAAGGACUUAGUCAGCUAUUGAGUGAUCUUCAAGCCCUAGGGACGGACUGUUCGCAGAGCGAAAGUGACUCGGAGUCCCUGUACUCCCCAAAUAGUUCCCCAAUUCAUAGACAACAAAAUCCCCAAUUCGGCAAGUCCAGCAAUACGAAGACAAUAAGAACAAGUUUUGGCCUCCACAGUCCCGAUAGUUCCGUGCUAGGGGGUGACAAUAAGGAUACCAACCUCAAGGAGUACCUCCGACAAUUGAGGGAGGCAAGCAAUAGUGACGUAAGUGGCACUGAUACAGAUUUAGCGGCAAAGAAACUAUCCGAACUCUAUGGUUUCGAACUCUGUGAUGAUACACUCAUUGAGACUGAUCCCGAUUUGAUAGAUUUAACAGCCAUACCCCCUCCGCAGACACCCGAUGAAUUGGACGCAUUGACGGUAAUUGAUGCAGCACCCAUGGGCUUUGGGGACACUGCCAAGUGCCCACCAAAGAGCCCUGCAAAGGAAGAAGAUGAACUAGAGAAGUUUCUCGCACAAGUAAUUAUUGCACCACCCACGCAGAAGAUUACCCCAGCUAAGGAAUUGACUCCGGAAGAGAUACUCUCCUUCAUCAUCCCCCCACCACCGGGAUUGGGUGAUGAGGACACCACAGAUGGGAGGAUAAAAGAGACUGAACCACCUGUGCCAAGUAAUGGAGUCAAAGAGAAUGGCUCAGCACCUAAAUGCAAUGGAAACAUUCCGUCAACAAUGCCCAGGAGUUUUCCCACGGAGAAUCUUUACAGCAACACAAGUGCUUACGAGAAACUAUCAAAGCCAGGAAAUCAAGAGCAGCAACAACACAAUCAUGUGAUUGAGUAUUCAACUGUGGAUCGAAAAGGACCUUUUUCUUGCUGUACUAAAUCAAAGAAGGAGGAACCAUUGAAAAUAUCUGAAGAGAAUAGCGACAAAGAAUCCAAAACUUUGACACCCCCACCCAGAAUGUGUCCUCACACCACGUCUUUUGCAAUUCCCGAACGUCCGCCCAAAAGUGCUGAGCUACAGCUCAAACUCAAUUCACCCCCAAGGAAUAUUCCGCAAUCGCCAAAGCUCAAUGGCGUCAGCAGUUCAUCAUCCACAAACAGCUACUACGACAUGGAUCCACCAAAUCUCCCGCCACGCUUCGAGGAUAAUCCACCACCACUGAUGACACUCCCUCCAAAAAAACCACCUCUGCCUCCGGUGCCAUUGAAACCCAGCAACAUCCGGAGUCCUUUGCCCAUUCUGAAGAAUAGCAAUACACCCUGUGGGAGUGAGAAGAGUUCUCCUGUUCGUGUGGCAGGGAUUAGCUCCCCCCAUUUUCAUCGGCAUCCCAAUACCUACAAGGAUAUUGAUAGGGCAUUCAAUACAAGCAGCAGUACAGACUCAUCGCCAACUUCUUCAGCCCGAGGGUUCACCAAUGGCCAUAAUCGUUCCAACAGCGACUGCCCACCAGUGUGUUUGCAGAAUCCUCCCAAAGAUUCCCGGCCGCAACUCUCACUCCUCUGUUCACCCCUAAUGUCGCGCAGAAAUGUUAAUAUCUCCCUUUCCAGUAACUCCUCGCCAGCUAGUUCGCCUCAGUUGAGCUCCAAAAAUGGCCAUGUGAUGAGUCCUGAAACUCUACUGGCGAAAACGGAUGUCGCCAUGGCGGGACUUCUGGUGAAAUUGGACCAAAUUGCCGCCAUGUGUUCAGCCGCACAAGCUGCUGGUGGAGGCAUUUCUAUUGAUGAGGAAAAAUUUCAGGCAGCUCGAGAUGAGUUGACUGAUCAAACUCUAGCUCUUGUCACAGCCUCAAAGCUCCUUGUUGUUGCUCUGAGUGACCCAUCUCUCGCAUGUCUGCCUGAGCAUCUUACAUCCUGCCUCACAGCUCUCCGGAGGAUUACAGAGCUGGCUCAAGAUAUGACGCGCCAUACAUCUUCACCGCUGCAGACGCGCAACAUUGUCCUCAAAGUCCACGACGUAGCGUCGAGUUUCCGAGAAUUGGCUGGAGUCAAAAUUGGCGUCCUCGGUGCUGGCCAGCUUGCCCUCCAAGCUGAAUGCUUAGCCAAUAUGCUGGCCACUCUCCUUCGAAGUCUUCGCGUCUUCUCUCCAUAAAGCACGCGAAUAUUUUAAAUGCGUAUCCAUUUAUAAGAGCUGAAAAAAAUUCCUCUAAAGGUAUGUAAAGAAUAAAAUAAAUUCUCGUGUGAAUGUUCUGUAAAAAAAAAUAAUUCGAAAACUUUCAUAAUGGUGCAUUAUUUUGUAAUAGUAGUAAAUUUUAGAAAAAAAAAUGUCGAAGAACUGCUUCACUCUCUCAGUAAAAUUUUAUAAUCUUGUGAAAAUUUCUCAAUCAAAAUCAGUUGGUGUUCCACUUCGUGGCCAACACCAAGUAUUUAUUAUAUAGACUUCGUGGUCAUGUUGAAAAAAGAAGGACACUAGAAUUAUGUACAAUAGGUAAAUGCAAAAAUGUCCCUUUUGAGAGAAUAUUAACUACCUGCACAUGACUAAAUUUUAAUUCAGUUUAAAAUUGCAAAAAAAUGUUGAAUUACGUGGCUGCAUGUGGGUGGAAAUUUUGCAACGAACAAUUACAUUAUGAGUAAAAAUUCACGGAAAUAUGUUCAUGUUUUUUGCUCUUUAUCAUCCUCUUAGUUGCGUUUAAUGCUUUACAUGUUUUUGGGAUAAAAUAAUAAUCUUUACGUGGAAGUUGUGAGUUCUUUUCAAUUGGUCCCCAAUCGAUAUAAUCUCCGCCCUUAUGGUCGAAACAUUAAUUAGAUCAUUGAUUGGUUCCCGAAUUUGAUAUGAUUAAAAUUACAAAAUUGCGCAAUUAGCUCAAAUUAGUUUCAUAGCCCAUGUAAAGCAAUUAUCUGCAGCAGUAUCAAAUGAUUUUUGAAAAGUUAUUGAUUUUUAAUUACAAUACUGUGUGAUGUUGGGAAUAUGUUGGGGAUGAGGGGUUAAUUAAAUGAUUUAAAAUUUAAAAUAAUUUCAUUGGCAUUUUUUAAAUACAACUGGUUUUUUUUAACUGAAGCUCCCAUUAAAUAAACUAUUUUGUUAAUUCUGGUUUUAGAAUGAAUCAAGUAUUAAGUUGUGCCAAAUUUCAUCCCAAUAAAACUUUCUCUUAAAUAGUAUAAAAUACUACCUCAAAUAAAUUCCCGAUAAAAACAACUAAUUCUCACUAAAAGGACAUUUUUGCUACUUCAUGAAUUUCCAUAGGCAAUUAUUAUAUUGCAUGUCUAUGUGUGAAUAAAAAUAAAAUUCGUGAUUUUAUCAUCUCAAUUAUAUCGUAUUUAUGUUUAAAACCAUCCCAUGUCAUUGCCAUAAUACAAAUUGUUGGGACGAGGUGAAAAAAGAAGAAGAAGAAACAUAAAACAACCACCCAAAAAUUCUUUUGAUGUUCCUCCAUCCCCAUAAUAAACGUCCCCACGAUAUGAACCAUAUCUUUACCCUUAAAAGACUUUCUCCCCUUUACGAAGAGCAGUGAAUUCUUUUACAAAAUAUUUCACGGAACAAUUCCCCAAAUGAUCACAAUGCAAUUACAGAAAUAUUUAAGAAAAAAGAAGAACAAACCCACCCCCCUUUCAGAGUGGAGAAUGUUUAGUGUGUGUAUAGAAAAGAAUUUAUCCCACAUGGAAUAUCAAACUCAAAAGCAUGGGACUCAAAUUAAUCAAUAGGGCAAAUUAAGCAGAACAUUUCUUUUUUUUUGGAAAAUAUAGAAAAUAAAUAGAAGAAAAAAUAAUAAGUGUGCAAUUUAUCAAUAAAAUGAAUGUUGCAUGUUAUAUCCACUUCAAUAUAUCAAAGAAAUUCCAUCACCGUGUAAUUUUCUUGUUUUUCUUUCUUCUUCACUCUAUUUACGUAUAAUUUGGUGCCAUUCCACAUACCGUCGCAAAAAAAACCAAAAAAAAAUACCGGCAAAAAGGCUAACAUAAAAUUAAACCCAGGACUCAUACAUACCUAAACAUAAAAUUCAGUAUACAUACUGAUUAUUUUAUGCAAAUUAUGUAAAUGCAAAAGAGAUAAUAAUUUUAAAUCCUGAUGAAAAUUCAUAUCAUUUUAAAACCAACAUACUUUUAAGGAUGCUUUCUUGUUAUAUCAUAAAAUUUACAUAAACACUUUUGCAUAAAAAGUUAUACAGAAAUUGUUAAACAUUUUACAUUUUUUUUUUUGUUUAAUGAUUAUGUGAAAAAAAAUAUUAAUAAAAUGUAAGAUGAAAAAUUUGCGAGAAAGUUGGCGAAAAUAUUUAAGCUUAUUGUAGUCCAUUGAAGAAGAUUCUACUAAGACUCUCAGCAAAGAUCAAAAAAUGUUUUUUCAAAAAGUUGAGUUCAAAAAAAUUUAAAGGACUAAUAAAAAAAUUUUUUGUGGAAUAAUUAGAAAAAUUGAAUAUUUAUGUUUUAUUUUUAAAACUUUAUAGGGACUACAUUAUGCUUAAAGUUGCACUAAUAGCCUCAUAAAUUUAUUCCAAAGUUCUUUUUAAAUAGAUUACCUUAAUAAUUAAACCUACAUACAUACACAUAUAGUUAAAAGCUUUAGGUUAUGCAAAAAUAAUUGACCAAUACAAUAAUAUAAUUAAUUUUUGUUAUAAGAAAAGAGAUAUAAUAGUUUGUAGAAAAGUUAUAUUUUAAUAACUGAUUAAUUUGUUUUUAGCGAAAGAGUUCUUACUAGUCACCGGAGAGAAAAUGUGAAAUUGUCCCAAAUAAAAAAAAGAAAUGAUGGAAUUUGAAACAUAUUAUUUUACAUGGAAAAAUAAUGCAAAUUUAUUGCAAAAAGAAUGAAAAUAUAGGAACUAAAAUUACAUUUUUAAAAAAUCUUUAUAAUACAAAUAGCCAUUUGUCUAAAAUGCAAUUUGAUGAAUAUUGAAUAUUUACAAAACCAAUAUUUCUAUAUAAUAUGGUAUGGAAUUAUACUAUUAUACAUACAUACAUAUUGCAUAAUGAAAUAGCUUCUAUAUUAAAGAGAGUGACUAAAUUGCAAUGAAUUCUACACAAUUGUGCAGAAUAAAGGAGGAAACAGCAUUCAGUUAAUUUUUCAUUCCAUAAGCCUAUAUUUGUAAAUUAAUUUGAUAAAUUACCACAUGUAGCAAAUUGAAUUUGUGCUAUAUAUAAUAUUUUAUUUACCAACCAUAAUUGCCAUACACCAGUGGACAAAAUAUUAUACAAAAACAUGAAACCAAAAAUCUACAUUUAUAUAUUCAUUGUUUAUGAAGAAUCUCUAUAAAUAAUGUUGCUUUUUUACCUUUUAGUAGGACUAUUACAUUUUUGUAUAUAGAUAUAAUAUCAUAUAAACUAUCCUGCGAGGAUGAGUGUUUCACUCACCCAUGUCUUGGUUUGUUUUAAUUCUUACUAAUUUUAUUUUUGAAUUUUUUCUCACAUUUUGUUUAGGAAAGAAAUAUUUAAGAAAAAAAAAAUGUUGUACAUACUUGAUUGCAAUUUUAUCUAUAUAAUUAUACCUACUAAUUGAUGAUAAAUUGAAUUUUAAAUUAAACACUGUUACACAUUAUACAGUUCUCACAGCAUAAACAAUUUAAAAAGAAAAAGAAGGUAUAUAAUACACGUUAGAUUAUAAAGGAAAAAAAAAUUGUCGAAAUUGAGUAAAAACUAAUAAAACUAGUUAACAAAGAGGAAAUUAAA
Messenger RNA from Lutzomyia longipalpis, 8825 nucleotides. RefSeq lists its product as uncharacterized. The transcript has 10 exons. The record is from RefSeq and is a predicted model, not a curated record. The coding region runs from base 760 to 5322 and encodes 1520 amino acids. Lineage: Eukaryota; Metazoa; Arthropoda; Insecta; Diptera; Psychodidae. Gene Ontology annotation, cellular component: cytoskeleton. Gene Ontology annotation, molecular function: protein binding.